AAAGACAAUUAAUAUUACAAUUAAAACUAAAUAUAAGAAUUAAAAUAAAAACAAAAAAAAAGGAGAUAGGGACUAAAAUGAGCCACACCUACAACUUCCAUGAUCUUCUUCUCUCUAUCUUUGACUAUAUAAACGAGAGCAUAUCUUAUAACAAAAUCGUUUGCCAACAAACGUCUCAACUUACAUACACAUCUUCCUUUUGCAUACCCCCAACACUUCAAUGGAGAACUCCGUAAACAACAGCUUGAAACGAGUGAGAAUGAUACACGAAGAUGAAGAUCAAAAAGAAGAGAGUAGUUGGAUAAUCUACUUUGGAGACAUUGAUCAUGAAGAAGGCAGAGAAGAAACGAUUCAUUACUACGAUAGUGACUCUUCCAUGAUCUCCGACGCUGCUUCACCUGUUCACAUCACAAAGACUAAUAAUGUUGUUGGAAGAAAGGAUUAUAGCAUUACUAAAAACCCUAAAAAGAGACGAAUCAUUCAUCAACACAAAGAAGAAGAAAAACAAAAAAGAGAGGAGGAAGAAGAAGACACAGCCUCUUCUCCUUCUAAUAAAACCAAGGGUUUAAGUGUGUUGGAUGGUGCGGAGUAUAAGGCAAAACAUGGAAAAUCCGUGGACAAUGUUACAUCCGAGGAGAGAGGAUGCUUAACAGACACAGUAUCAAAGAUAAAUGAAGAAUUCUUCUUAGCAGAAUUGAAGAAGAGAGGACUUUGUGUAGUUCCUUUAUCAAUGUUAUCCAACUUUAUUGGUUGA
Molecule: messenger RNA, 754 nt
Organism: Brassica oleracea var. oleracea
Lineage: Eukaryota; Viridiplantae; Streptophyta; Magnoliopsida; Brassicales; Brassicaceae
Exons: 3
Coding region: 221-754 (177 amino acids)
Biological process (GO): xylem development; multidimensional cell growth
Source: RefSeq, a predicted model, not a curated record